GGAGCCCUGGGCUGGGAGAGGACUCAAGGCUGCGUAAGUGAUAAGCUCGGCACGAGAGGGAGCAAGUCUCUACCCGGCCGUCCGCUAGGCCGCAGUGGGGCCACCGCAGAGGCUCGGGUCCCCGGAAGCCCCGCGAGUCACACGCAGAAAUGUGGAACCCCCUUCACGAAACCGACUCGACCUCUGUCGCCUGGCGCCGCCCGCGCUGGCUGUGCGCUGGGGCCCUGGUGCUGGCCGCCAGCCUCUUCGUCCUCGGCUUCCUCUUCGGAUGGUUUAUAAAAUCUCCCAAUGAAGCUGCUAACAUUAGUCCUCAGCAUAAUGUGAAGAAAGCAUUUUUGGAUGAGUUGAAAGCAGAGAACAUCAAGACAUUCUUAUAUAAUUUUACCCGGAUACCACAUUUAGCUGGAACAGAACAGAACUUUCAGCUUGCAAAGCAAAUUCAAUCUCAGUGGAAAGAAUUUGGCCUGGAUUCUGUUGAGUUAGCCCAUUAUGAUGUGCUGUUGUCCUAUCCAAAUAAGACUCGCCCCAACUACAUCUCAAUAAUUGAUGAAGAUGGAAAUGAGAUUUUCAACACAUCAUUAUUUGAACCACCUCCUCCUGGAUAUGAAAAUGUUUCAGAUGUUGUGCCACCUUUUAGUGCCUUCUCUCCACAAGGAAUGCCAGAGGGUGACCUGGUGUAUGUGAACUACGCACGAACCGAAGACUUCUUUAAAUUAGAGCGGGACAUGAAAAUCAAUUGCUCUGGGAAGAUUCUGAUCGCCAGAUAUGGGAAAAUUUUCAGAGGAAAUAAGGUUAAAAAUGCCCAGCUGGCGGGGGCCAAAGGCAUCAUUUUGUACUCAGACCCUGCUGAUUACUUUGCUCCUGGGGUGCAGUCCUAUCCAGAUGGUUGGAAUCUUCCUGGAGGGGGUGUUCAGCGUGGAAAUAUCUUAAAUCUUAAUGGUGCAGGCGACCCUCUCACACCCGGUUACCCAGCAAAUGAAUACGCUUAUAGACUUCAAAUCGCAGAGGCUGUCGGUCUUCCAAGGAUUCCUGUUCAUCCGAUUGGCUACUCUGAUGCACAGAAGCUCCUGGAAAAAAUGGGUGGAUCCGCACCCCCAGAUGACAGUUGGAAAGGAAGUCUCCACGUGCCUUACAAUGUUGGUCCUGGUUUUACUGGAAACUUUUCUACCCAAAAAGUCAAAAUGCACAUCCAUUCCGACAAUAAAGUGAAGAGAAUUUACAAUGUGAUUGGAACUCUCAGAGGGGCGGUGGAACCAGACAGAUAUGUCAUUCUUGGAGGACACCGUGACUCGUGGGUCUUCGGUGGCAUUGACCCUCAGAGUGGAGCAGCUGUGGUUCAUGAAAUUGUCAGGAGUUUUGGAAAGCUGAAAAAAGAAGGAUGGAGGCCGAGAAGAACAGUUUUGUUUGCAAGCUGGGAUGCAGAAGAAUAUGGUCUCCUUGGUUCCACUGAGUGGGCAGAGGAGAAUUCCAGAAUCCUUCAAGAGCGUGGUGUGGCUUAUAUUAAUGCUGAUUCUUCUAUAGAAGGAAACUACACUCUGAGAGUUGAUUGUACCCCCCUGAUGUACAGCCUGGUAUACAACCUAACAAAGGAGCUCCAAAGUCCUGAUGAAGGGUUUGAAGGCAAAUCUCUUUUUGAGAGCUGGAAUGAAAAAAGUCCUUCACCUGAAUUCAGUGGCGUGCCCAGGAUUAGCAAAUUAGGAUCUGGUAAUGAUUUUGAAGUGUUCUUCCAAAGACUUGGAAUUGCUUCAGGCAGAGCACGGUAUACUAAAGAUUGGGUAACCAACAAAUUCAGCAGCUAUCCACUGUAUCACAGUGUCUAUGAAACGUAUGAAUUAGUGGAAAAGUUUUAUGACCCAACUUUUAAGUAUCACCUUGCUGUGGCCCAGGUUCGAGGAGGAAUUGUUUUCGAACUUGCCAAUUCUGUAGUGCUCCCUUUUGACUGUCGAGAUUAUGCUGUAGUUUUAAGAAAUUAUGCUGAUAAACUCUACAAUAUUUCAAUGAACCAUCCACAAGAAAUGAAAGCAUACAGUGUGUCGUUUGAUUCACUCUUCUCUGCAGUGAAGAAUUUUACAGAAAUCGCUUCUAACUUCAGUGAGAGAGUCCAAGACUUGGACAAAAACAAUCCAAUAUUGUUAAGAAUUAUGAAUGAUCAACUGAUGUUUUUGGAACGAGCAUUUAUUGAUCCUUUAGGAUUGCCAGACAGGCCUUUCUACAGGCAUGUCAUCUAUGCUCCAAGCAGCCACAACAAGUACAUGGGGGAGUCAUUCCCAGGGAUCUAUGACGCUCUGUUUGAUAUUGAAAACAAAGUGGAUCCUUCCAAGGCCUGGGGCGAAGUGAAGAGACAGAUUUCUAUUGCAGCCUUCACAGUGCAGGCCGCAGCAGGGACUCUGAGAGAAGUAGCCUAAGAAGUUUCUUCAGAGAACACAUACUGAAUUGCUUUGAUGGCUGUCAGAAAGAAUCAUGAUGAAUGUAUUGAUAAUCUGAAAAAUAAAGUUGUGUACAUAUGUAUACAUAUGUAGAGAUA
Phacochoerus africanus (Common warthog) is the source of this 2524-nucleotide messenger RNA. Its product is annotated as Putative N-acetylated-alpha-linked acidic dipeptidase. The transcript has 19 exons. Gene Ontology annotation, molecular function: carboxypeptidase activity. Lineage: Eukaryota; Metazoa; Chordata; Mammalia; Artiodactyla; Suidae. Bases 150 to 2405 code for a protein of 751 amino acids. The record is from RefSeq and is a predicted model, not a curated record.